Molecule: messenger RNA, 510 nt
Organism: Sphenostylis stenocarpa
Lineage: Eukaryota; Viridiplantae; Streptophyta; Magnoliopsida; Fabales; Fabaceae
Source: the annotation of a GenBank genome assembly
AUGGCCAGUGUUGAGGUUGCACAGCAAGCACCGGCCACAGUGCAACAAACUGAAGCAACAGAGGUAACCAAGACCCAGGAAACAACCCCGGAACAACCAGCCGCUGAGGUUCCUGCCACAGAAGAGCCAGUUGUUGAGGUUCCUGCUCCAGAAGAACCAGCCGCUGAGGUUCCUGCCCCAGAAUCAACUACCGAACAACCAAAGGAGGAAACCACCGAAGCACCAGCAGAAACAACAGCUACAGAAGAAACCCCAUAUGCUCCAGAAACCCAAGUUCCAGUUGAAGUUGGGACCGAGGAGGCAGUGACGAAGGAGACAGAGGAAGCCAAGCCCGAGGAAGAGAAGUCAGCAGAAGAGAAAACUGAAGAAGUGAAAGAAGAGCCAAAAGCAGAGGAGAUCAAAACAACAACUGAAACAGAAGCAGCAGCAACCACAGAGGAAGAGAACAAACCCGCUGAGGCAGUGGAAGCGCCAGCAGAGGUUCCUGUUGUUGAGAAGACUGAGGCUUAG